GACUCCGUCCAUUCACCAUCGACGUAUCACUGCAGAGAGAACUGUGGGGGGAGAGAGAGAGAGUCAGAUGGAGAAGAUAGCAAGCUCAGGGUUGAUUACUGCGGCCAGUCUCGCCUCCUUGGUGGUUCUCUGCUUGGCGAUCGAGUCACCGCAGUAUUCGGUGGUUUACAAGGAAUCGGACUUCGAGAUCAGACUGUACAGAGACUCCGCUUGGAUGUCCGCUCCCGUUGUAGAUAUCUCCUUCCACAAGGCUACCAAAAUCGGCUUCCACAGGUUAUUCCAGUACAUCCAAGGUGCAAAUCUGAACAACUCUCGGAUUUCAAUGACUGCGCCUGUCUUAACAAGCAUUGUUCCAGGAGCCGGCCCUCUACACUCCUCAGCGUACUUCGUUAGAUUGUACUUGCCGGUGAAGUUCCAAGCAACUCCACCAAUUCCUCUCCCGGAACUGAGCCUUAAACCCGAUUCAUGGUCCAGCCGCUGCAUUGCGGUGAGAAAGUUCUCAGGAUUUGCAAGGGAUAACAACAUUGUGCAGGAGGCAGAGAAGCUGUCCAUGAGCCUGAGCAGGUCUCCAUGGGCAGGCUCAACUUCUAUCAAAAGUGAAUUUGCUUAUUCAAUUGCACAGUAUAACUCUCCCUUGCGGUUAAUUGGCCGUGUGAAUGAAGUUUGGGUGGAAUUGGAUGAAAAUUCUGUAGAUGGCUGCAAAUCCAAUGGAGUUGCUACAUACUGAACUCCUUCCGACUCGAGCACCAUUGUGGUAAUUUCUCCUCCUCGUAUGAGCUAGACUCUACAGGAUGUUCCUUUAUGCAUAUCCUCUGCAUCUGUGUAUAUAUAUGUAUGUAUUCGGAAUCCUUAUGUUUAAAUAAACAUGGUGAAGUGCUUCUACUUA
Molecule: messenger RNA, 886 nt
Organism: Diospyros lotus (date-plum)
Lineage: Eukaryota; Viridiplantae; Streptophyta; Magnoliopsida; Ericales; Ebenaceae
Exons: 2
Coding region: 68-727 (219 amino acids)
Source: RefSeq, a predicted model, not a curated record